This is a messenger RNA of Mytilus trossulus (common blue mussel), 1746 nucleotides long. RefSeq names its product interleukin-1 receptor-associated kinase 4-like. The record is from RefSeq and is a predicted model, not a curated record. Gene Ontology annotation, biological process: protein phosphorylation. Lineage: Eukaryota; Metazoa; Mollusca; Bivalvia; Mytilida; Mytilidae. The transcript has a single exon. Gene Ontology annotation, molecular function: protein kinase activity; ATP binding. The coding region runs from base 84 to 1685 and encodes 533 amino acids. Gene Ontology annotation, cellular component: plasma membrane.
AAGUAUACUCUGACGUACUUCUGGAAAAUCCCGUUUACUUCCGUGUUGUUGACUGAAGCGAACAAAAGCUGUUGAAACAGAAAAUGCCCACAAACAGUCGUGAAAAAAAGAUAGAUUAUGACACUUAUAUCAGGGAUUUACCUUUCUCAACGCAAAGAUAUCUAAGUUCGCUCUUGGAUCCAGAUCAACUAUGGAAAAAGUUCGUAGUCCACGUCCCCAAAAAAGUGGAUUCUCCAAAUUUUCAAGAAAGAUAUUCAUCAAUGCAAGUAAAAUUGUUUGAAGAAAGGGGCAAUAAAAAUAAUGGCAGUUCAACAAAAUGCAUUAUUGAUGACUGGGGAACACAAAAUUCGCGAGUUAAACACUUAUUGAAGGCAUUAACUGAAGCAGAACUUUAUGCAGCUGCUGAUUAUUUGUCUGUGAAGAUUUUGCGCCAAGAUCCUGUGCAAAGGAAAACAAGUGCUACAUCAUUUUCGUCUCAUUCAGAUAGUCUACCAUACCCUCCGUCCUUCUCGCCAACACAAAACAUUGACAGUGUAGAUGAGAAGAAAUUUAAUAAAGAUAAGGAUAUAUCAGAGUUAACAGGACAAAGUCUACCCCAAAGCUCUGUAGAUGAUGUUGUGUAUCACCGAAUUCCGUCAUAUGAUGUCUAUCCAUCAAAUGAUGCGAUGGCUGGAAUAUCCCUAAAUUCAACAAUCAAACAUAAAAAUACCGAUAACUAUACAAAAGAAAAUAAAGACAAUUUACCAGUAAUUCAGCCACAAACUAAAACACAAGAAUUCUCUUACAAAGCAUUGUGUCUUAUAACAAAUGAUUUUGAUGGCCGCAAUUUAGAAGAAGGUGGGAGAGUAAUUGGAUCUGGUGGGUUUGGAAAAGUUUAUUUAGGACUGCCUGCUAAUGAUUACAAGGUUGCCAUAAAAGCUUUGAAGUUUGAUGAAGAUUCUAAACCUGAUGCACAAUACCAAGCCAUGAUGACCAAACAGUUCCAGACAGAGUUAGAAACUCUUUCUGAGUAUCGUCAUGAGAACAUAGUUCCUUUCUUGGGUUUCUCCAUUGAUGGUUAUCAAAAAUGUCUGGUUUAUCAAUACAUGCCUAAUGGAUCACUAGAAGACCGGUUAUAUUGCUUACACAAUACAGAUCCCCUUUCAUGGCAGCAGCGUGUGAAGAUAAGUCAUGGAACAGCAGAAGGAAUAGUGUAUUUGAAUACAAACAAGCUGGUUCAUCGGGAUAUUAAAAGUGCAAAUAUACUGUUAGAUGAGAACUUUUCACCUAAAGUGGGUGAUUUUGCUACAGUUAGACUUGCACCAUCGGGCACUGGAUUUUCUACGGCAGUUAGUACCAAGCUUGUAAUAGGUACUUCAGCCUACAUGGCACCUGAAGCCCCCAGGUUUGACAUUUCUGCUAAGCUGGACUCAUUUGCGUUUGGAGUUGUAUUACUGGAAUUGUUAACGGGACUUCCACCUUUAGAUGAACAGCGAUCAGAAUGUGACCUGUUAAGUUAUAUUCUGGAGAACUGUGAUGAUACUGACAUUACUAAAUAUUUAGAUAUGAAAGCAGGAUCCUGGGAUAUAGACAUUGCGAAUUCUAUGUAUGAAGUGUCAAGACAAUGCUAUGAAAAUAAGAAAAAGGACAGGGUUUUGGUCAGUGAUAUUUUACCAGUUCUUGAAAAGCUUGUAAAUAAAAUUUAGACUUUUUCUACAUGUAAAAACAUUUGAGUUGUGAACCUGUAAUUAAAUAUGACAAAAGUUU